Coniosporium apollinis CBS 100218 is the source of this 2124-nucleotide messenger RNA. RefSeq lists its product as uncharacterized. NCBI's taxonomy places the organism in Eukaryota, Fungi, Ascomycota, Dothideomycetes. The coding region runs from base 1 to 2124 and encodes 707 amino acids. Gene Ontology annotation, molecular function: phosphoribosylamine-glycine ligase activity; ATP binding; homoserine kinase activity. The transcript has a single exon. Gene Ontology annotation, biological process: L-threonine metabolic process; 'de novo' IMP biosynthetic process; adenine biosynthetic process. Gene Ontology annotation, cellular component: cytosol. The record is from RefSeq and is a predicted model, not a curated record.
AUGAUCAAGAUCAGAAUACCCUGCUCUUCCGCCAACAUAGGCCCCGGCUUCGACGUGAUCGGCCUGGCUCUCUCCAUAUAUCUCGAGCUACACGUCACCAUAGACGCGUCGAACGCGUCCCUAGAUGCUGUUGCGAACUGCAGGAUAACCUACGAGGGCCUAGGGAAAGAGAGCGUCUCGCUCGAUGCGGAGCGCAACCUCAUAACGCGCACUGCGCUAUACGUCCUGAAGUGCCAUGGUCAACGGACCUUCCCCGUUGGCACGCAUGUUCACAUCAUCAAUCCGAUACCGCUUGGGCGUGGUCUAGGAUCCUCGGGCGCAGCGGUGAUGGGAGGCGUGGCGCUGGGAAACGCGGUCGGAAAGCUGGGUCUCUCAAAAGCGCGCAUGUUGGACUAUGGCCUGAUGAUAGAACGACACCCGGACAACAUUGCGGCGGCUCUAUAUGGUGGCUUCGUGGGCACAUACUUGAACGAGCUUGACCCAGUGGAGAUGGAACGCAAAGAGAUUCCCCUAAGCGAAGUGCUACCUGAGCCGGCGGGUGGCAUAGACACUGGCCUUACGCCACCGGAACCACCACUCAAUAUCGGACAUUACAUCAAGUUUACAUGGGCGAAGGAGAUUAGAUGUAUAGCCAUAAUACCGGAUUUCGAGGUUUCGACGGCCAAGGCGCGGGAAGUGCUGCCUACACACUAUACGCGCGCCGAUGCCGUCUACAACAUGCAAAGGCUUGCACUUCUCACGACAGCAUUGGGCCAGUCGCCGCCAGAUCCUGACCUCAUAUGGAGGGCAAUGGGCGACAAGAUCCAUCAGCCAUAUCGCAAGACGCUGAUACCCGGGCUGACCGAGAUUCUGCAAUCCGUCACUCCGAAUUCGCAUCCUGGUCUUCUGGGCAUAUGUCUUUCUGGCGCUGGCCCAACCAUACUCGCACUAGCCACGGACAACUUCGACGGCAUCGCGCAACAUAUCCUCAACCAGUUCAAGCAAGAAAACAUCACCUGCACCUGGAAGCUCCUUGAACCAGCAGAGGAUGGCCUGACAAUAACUGACGAGGCGUCCUCUUCAGCGGAGCGGAUGACCUACGCCGCCGCCGGAGUUUCAAUAGACGCUGGUAACGAGCUCGUGCAGCGUAUCAAAAAGGCCGUCACAUCUACUGCCCGACCCGGCGCAGAUUGCGAGAUCGGUGGCUUCGGCGGAGUCCUCGACCUCAAGGCCGCAGGCUACACCGAAGCGCCGAAGAUCGUCCAAGCCAUCGACGGCAUAGGCACGAAGCUAAAGAUCGCCUUCGAGAUGGGCAAGCACGACACCGUCGGUAUCGACCUCGUAGCCAUGAACGUCAACGACCUCAUCGUCCAAGGCGCCGAGCCCCUGACUUUCCUGGACUACUACGCGACCUCGAAGCUGGACGUCGAGACCACCGUGCGCUUCGUCGAGGGCGUCGCGGCAGGCUGCAGAGAAUCUAACUGCGCGCUCGUUGGCGGCGAGACGGCGGAGAUGCCGGAUCUGUACCGCGAGGGCGAGUACGAUGCUGGUGGCGCGGCGACCGGCGCUAUCGCGCAGGGCAGGAAGGUCCUUCCGCUUAAGGGGGAGAUGAGUGAGGGUGAUGUGCUGCUGGGCCUUGCGUCUAACGGACCGCAUUCAAAUGGCUUCUCGCUUAUCCGGAGAGUAGUCGAGCGCGCGGGGCUGGAUUAUCGGGCGAAAGCGCCGUGGGACGAGAAGAUGACUGUGGGAGAGUCGUUGCUCACGCCGACGAGGAUCUACGUCAGGAGUUUGCUGAAGCUAGUUGAUGCGGACUUGGUCAAGGGUAUGUCGCAUAUCACCGGUGGAGGCCUAUAUGAUAACGUGCCGAGGAUGCUGCCGAAGCAUCUCGAGGCCGAGAUCGACGUCAAGAGCUGGGAAGUCCCGGCCGUGCUCCGCUGGCUGAAGAAGGCGGGGAACGUGGAGGCGAAGGAGUUUGCGAGGGUGUGGAAUACAGGGCUGGGGAUGGUGCUUGUCGUGGCGAAAGAGAAGGCGAGAGAAGCGAUGGAGGUGUUGUGGGAGGCUGAGGAGAUAGUGAACGUGAUUGGGACGCUUGUUACACGGAAAGAGGAGGGGUGUGUUUUGAGAAAUCUAGAGGUGUGGGAAUAG